AUGCUCCCCAGCUACGGCACCGUCGGUAACCUCCAGCCUCCAACGCCCCCCACUCUUGCGGUCAGACCUCUGGAUCUCGCUCUUGAACGCUUGGGACGUUCGCCGUUGGAGGGUGGAAACGUCAUUGCGCGUGGAUGGAGGAGCGUCAGCCCAGAUCCUCCGCUGCCUGGGACCCACCCUUCUUCCUCCACCUCACCCCACCUUGCCCCUUGCCCCUUUAUUCUGAGCUCGGAGACUGGAGCCCUCUUAGGCCCCAGAGGAGACGCUAUAGACAUUUUUAUUCUCUCAGGAAACAGACACACACAUCCACACACAAGCACCCAAAUCCCGUGGCCUGAAGAGCCGGGUAGAAGGCGACUCUGGAGGGUCCGGGUGCCAGGAGCAAAUGAAGUCCUUUUGGUACCUCUUUCCGGAAGGAACUUCCUCUCCUUGGAUGAGCUCCUUGGGCAUUCCGUGCACCUUAGACAACAAAAGAAACUGACAACCGGGGACAGACUCGAGAGGCCGCGGAGAUGGGGUACGUGGGAAGAAGACCAGGAAACCGAGGCUGGAACCACGCGCUUUGGGAGAGCGGCGCGCGAGGGGUCCGGAGGCGCACAGCCAGCGCUCAGACACGGAGCUCCUGCUUCCUUCCUCCCUCCCUCCCGGGCUCCCAUUUUAGGAGGAAUGUUAUUGUUUAAAGAGACCUUAUUGAACUAUUUCCUGCUCAUUGUCACCUUUCCUUCGCUCUCCUCGCCGAGCUGCUCACAGAAAGGUAAUAAACCGGCCGAAUCCCACACCGCCGGCAACGGUGGCCGGGCCGGGCCCAGCCCCACGGGGAAGCGCACCCCGACCCUCGCUCGCCGAAGAACACCCAGGGCAGCCCCCUCGCACUCCCACCCUCCGCAGAAACAAAGACCAGACUACAGAGGCCAAGCAAACUCCCAGAUCACAGUCAGUGCACGCGCAGCCCUCGUCCACAAAGUCCUGUUCUUGUAUGGGAAGCGAGAAAACUUCCAAAUAGGGGUCGUUUGGUUGACUUCCGUCUGUGUCGCUCAAAGGCAGACUGCGAGCGCGCGGGGCUUCCCUUCCAGGCUUGCGAAGGCCACAGGGAACGGGGCUCGCCGGGGUGGGCUCAUCCACGGUCUUGGCUGUUAGUGGAGCCCCCUGAAGCGCCGCGGGACGUGGACCGUAUCGGGAGGGGACCCUGCUCGGUGGAGCGCUGCGCCUUCGGAGGAGUGAGACCAACACGACCCGGGAGAGGCAGACAGCGCGCGCCCUUCAGCCUGGUUGUGCGCGCUGGUCGCUGGCGGGGGACGGUGGACAGCGGGCCCGGGCGCAGGUGAGCGCCGCGGUGCCCCUCCAGGUUGGCACACCUGCGGAUUCGCGGAUGCGCUUGGAGAGCGAAGAGGGCUUCGCAAGGGGGUGGUGGGGAGCGUCGCGGGCGGCCCGGCAACCCCUGGGGGACGUGCGGGCUGGGGCGAGCUCGGGCGCCGGCCCCUCCAUCCCCGCCCCGCCCCCGACCUCCUCCCGGCCCUCGGGCCCGCCCAGCCGCUUUGAAGGAGGUGCAAACAUUUGGGGGA
Messenger RNA from Equus caballus (horse), 1562 nucleotides. The record is from RefSeq and is a predicted model, not a curated record. Lineage: Eukaryota; Metazoa; Chordata; Mammalia; Perissodactyla; Equidae.